This is a messenger RNA of Quercus lobata, 1471 nucleotides long. Its product is annotated as probable transcription factor At1g11510. NCBI's taxonomy places the organism in Eukaryota, Viridiplantae, Streptophyta, Magnoliopsida, Fagales, Fagaceae. The transcript has 2 exons. The coding region runs from base 89 to 1309 and encodes 406 amino acids. Gene Ontology annotation, cellular component: nucleus. Gene Ontology annotation, biological process: regulation of DNA-templated transcription. The record is from RefSeq and is a predicted model, not a curated record.
UGACGCUCUCUCAUCCCAAACCACCCAUCUUUAUUUUCUUACUUUUGUUUCUCACAUCCCAAAUUAUAAGUCGGUUUCAGUGUUGAAUAUGUCAAAAUCGGAAUUCAUUCGGUGUAAAGAGUGCCUUACCCACCAACUGUCUAUGUUAAAACCGAAAUUCUCUGUUCGGUGCAAAAACUGCCUCCAACACCGACCGACCCGAACCGAUUACGCCCCUAGAACUUCAUCUGAUGAAGAACAAGUUGAAGCAGCAGCUAAAAUUGUAUUUUUACCAUCUCAUCUGGAUGAUCCACCGGCUGUUUUAUCUUCUAAUAAAGAAGAAGAAGAAACUAUCUCUGAAGAAGAAGAAGCAGGAGGAGGAGGAGCAGAAGAAGAAGAAGAAGAAGAAGAAGAAGAAGAAAGUUCAUCUGAAGAAGAUGAAGCUGAAGCAGCAGCUAAAAUUGAAUCUUUACCAUUUACUCCACCAGUGAAACCCCAUCAAGAAGAAGAAGAAGCAGAAGAAGCAGGAGAAGAAGAAGAAGAAGAAGGAGAAGGAGAACAAAGUUUAUCUGAAGAAGACGAAGCUGAAGCGGCAGCUAAAAUUGAAUCUUUACCAUCCACUCCACCAGUGAAACCCCAUUCUUCAUCAUACGGGUCAGAAACCAAAGCCACACAAGCCAGAUCCACGAAGAAGAAGAAGCGUCCAAACUGUGAAAUUGAAACGACGCCGCCGAAGCGGGUCAAGCAGAAAGACCCUGACCCGGAGCCAAAAUCCCAAGGCGGUGGGGGAGAGAAGAAGCUUUUCCAGAGGCUGUGGAGCAACGAAUACGAAAUGGAACUGUUGACGGCAAUGUUGGAUUACAAAAAUGUACACGACUCGGAUCCCGGCGCAGAUGCCGCUGCGUUUUACGAUUUCGUCAAGAAUAGUCUACAAAUUACAGUGACUAAGGCCCAACUGAUAGAUAAGAUGAAGAGGUUAAGGAAGAAGUACCGUAAUAAUGCUGGGCGAGGAAAGAAAGGUAAAGACCCAACCUUUUCGAAACCCCAUGAACGAAACACAUAUGAAUUGUCGAAGAAAAUUUGGGGCUGCGCUGCCGCUGAUGGGGCUUCGGGGAGAUGUUUGAAUGGGAUGUUAAGCUUUAAUAAGAAUGUGGUGCUGGACGAAAGUUUAAUAAAGAGUGGACUCGAAUUGAUUGGUCAACAGAAGAGGCAGGAAUUGGAGGAGAGGUGGAAGAGGCUGGAGUUGGCUAAGUUGCAAAUGUUGGCCGCUCACGCCGAGUUGUUUAGGGACCAGGCCAACUUGAUACCUGAGGCAUUCAAGGGCCAUUGAGAGCCAUAUAAUGAGGAAAGUAAGAAAGAAAGGGAAAGAGUGAAAGAAAUGGCUGCCUUCAAGGAUUGCCAGAACCUACAAAAUACAAAGACUCAUGAAACUUGCCUAGAAGGUGACUACCAUGUGACUUUGGAAGCAGAGUUAGAGAACUUCCUUGUGCCU